UCGGCCGGUUUAAUGUGCGCAGAAAUGAAGCAUGAACCGGCACGAAUGCACAGAAUAGCAAUAGCCUAUGCCUAUCCAUCACUCUCUCAAAGGAUUACUCCUCUUUCUCAUCCAUGGCUGCAAAUCCCUUCACCCUACCCCCCAAUUAUCCACUCCAAACGCCUUCGCUUUACUUCCCAGCUUCCGCUUUCUCCCUUUUUCCGCCUUGUAAUUCUUCUACCCGUCACAAAUUCGCAAACAAUCGCCUUUUUCUCAGCUGCCGCUGCGGCGCUCUCGCCAUUAAUGGCAAUCACUCUACUCCCACGUUCUCCGACUCCGGUAUAAUGCUGUUUUCGUUGCUUCAAGAAAUGGGAUUUAAUGAGAAAGAAACGAACACAAUUAUAGAUGCCAAUGCAGCUCUGAGAUUAACUCCUUUUGAAUCUAUUCGUAGUAGAAUUCAUUUUUUGCAGUCUGCUGGAUUAUAUGGUGCUACUCUUUCUAGAUUAAUUUCGAAAAGACCGGAUUUAUUAACCGCUGAAGAAAUCAAUGGAGUUUUGAGCUUGAUUGCUAUUAAUGGUGAUUCAGAACUGAAAGGGAAAAUCGAGCCAGCCCAGGUCGAACGCCUCUUUAAUGCAACGGACCCUCGAUUUAUGGUGGGAUUCGAGAGGAAAGUGCAAUUGCUGCUUGAGUUUGGUGUUCCAAAAGAAAAGCUUGCUCGCGUGCUUAACAAUGUCAAUUUGACCAAGGCAUUGUGCCUUAGAUCAUUGCAGGAAUUUGAGAGAAUGCUCGCCUUUCUGCAGCGUUUUGGGGGUCCCGAGUUGGUCCUUCGUAGACCUGCUAUUCUCAACUAUGAUUUGGAUGCUCAGUUGAUCCCAAGAGUUGGGUUCAUCCUCGAGUUGAGUGGCGGAGAUGAGGCUGCCACCAGCACGGUCUUGCACAAGUUCCCCUUUGUGUUGGCUUACACGGUGGACCAUUUAAAAGACCAUGUCCAGUUCUUGAAUUCCUACGCUGAGCUGAGCUAUGAGGAGAUUUUCAAGAUUGUUCUUGUUUAUCCCGGUUUGUUCAGCGCGAGCAGGAAGAGGAAGUUGCAGCCAAGGAUUGAUUUUCUCAAGCAGUGUGGAUUGAGUUCGCAGGAUUUGUACAAGUUCUUGAUGAAAGCGCCUCUGUUUCUGAGCUUGUCUUUUGAAGAGAAUCUAGCCAAUAAAUUGGUGUUCAUGGUGAAAAUCGGGUACAGGAACAGAACAAAGGAGUUGGCUAUGGCAAUGGGAGCUGUGACGAGGUGCAGCUGCAAGAAUUUGCAAGAGGUGAUCGGGGUGUUCUUGAACUACGGAUUGACUUGUGAGGACAUCUUGGAUAUGAGCAAGAAACAUCCGCAGGUGUUGCAGUAUAACCACGAGUCGUUGGAGGAGAAGUUGGAUUACUUGACUGAGGAAAUGGGUCGCGAAGUUGGGGAGUUGCUGUCGUUUCCUGCGUUUCUUGGUUAUAAGCUUGAUGGUCGCAUCAAGCAUAGGUAUGAAGAGAAGAGGAAGACUUUAGGUGAGGGGAUGUCUAUCAACAAGCUGUUAAGUGUAUCUGUUGCCACGUUUUCAACCAAGAAGAAGAAGAAGAAGAAGAAGAAAGAGGAGGUACCGGUUAAACAAGAUUCAUGACCUGAAUUAAACAAAGGCUCCAAGAUUCCUCCAUCAAUCAUCAAAGUUGGAAGCUAAGAUGAUUGUCGAUACUCCGAGAGAUGAAAUAGAUAAUCGCAGCUGAUAAAUAUUUCGUCACAUUCACAUGGUGAUUGUAGAAGAAACUGUAAAUCGAUAACCAGGUCAAAUUAAUUUGAACACGAGAUUUUUUAUGUUUC
Molecule: messenger RNA, 1825 nt
Organism: Salvia hispanica
Lineage: Eukaryota; Viridiplantae; Streptophyta; Magnoliopsida; Lamiales; Lamiaceae
Gene: PTAC15
Product: plastid transcriptionally active 15
Biological process (GO): regulation of DNA-templated transcription
Molecular function (GO): double-stranded DNA binding
Source: RefSeq, a predicted model, not a curated record